AUGCCAUCCCGCGCCCAGAUUCACGCUACCCUUACCACACUACCCACCGGUCCCCCUCUUGUCAUCGCCAUCAUAGGCGGCACAUCAGGCAUUGGAUCAUACACAGCAAAAGCAUUCGCCUCCGUUUACCGCAACGCCGGAUCCAAACUUCGCGUCUACCUUGUUGGUCGCGACGCCUCACGCGCAGAGGCCUUACUCACAGAUGUGCGCUCGACGAGUCCAGGUUCAGAAUGGCGGUUCUUGAAAGCGAAUGAUCUGGCGAUGAUGAGCGAUGUCGAUACCGUGUGCGCGCAGAUCAAGCGGUACGAGGAGGAAGAGCCGUUUAAGGGGGGAGGACCGAGGAUAGAUAUGUUGUACAUGAGUCAAGCGUUCUCACCUUUAGCACCAUCCGGUCGCACAAUGGAAGACCGCAUCGAUGCGAAAAACCUCCCUAUCGGCCCACCGCCGCCCAAGAAAUACGGCGUCACAUCGGUCCGCACGCACGUCUCUUUUAUGAAGACGUAUCUUUUCGAGGCCCUGGCCGAGAAACACGCUGGCAAGAUAUCUUUUAUUCAUAUUUACCCUGGGCUAGUUGAUGGGCCGACAUUCUUGAGUCAUGUGAAUCCUUUGUGGUUCCGUAUUUUAUGGCGUGUAGCCAAGGUAUUGAUGGCUUGGUACAUGACGAGUCCCGAGGUUUGCGGGCAUGUCAUGGUGUUUUUGGGGACUGGGAGAUAUCCUGCACAGGGCUUAGGUGUUGGGGCGGAUGACGACAAGGGUAAUACGAAGAGCGAUAAAGAGGGAAAUGAUGUGGCAUUCAGUAGUAUGAGAGAAAGAGGCGGUGGUGCAUAUGCUGUCGGUCAGAGGGGUGAUGAGAAAAAGGAAGUUAGUUAUGCGAAGCUGAGGCAGAGUGACACUAGGGACAGAGUGUGGAAACAUACCAUGGGUGUGUUGGAAGGUGUUCAAGGAUUGACAAGAUAG
Alternaria postmessia is the source of this 957-nucleotide messenger RNA. RefSeq lists its product as uncharacterized. The record is from RefSeq and is a predicted model, not a curated record. NCBI's taxonomy places the organism in Eukaryota, Fungi, Ascomycota, Dothideomycetes, Pleosporales, Pleosporaceae. Bases 1 to 957 code for a protein of 318 amino acids. The transcript has 2 exons. Gene Ontology annotation, biological process: secondary metabolic process.